This is a messenger RNA of Trichoplusia ni (cabbage looper), 3650 nucleotides long. It is a transcript of the gene Amph, whose product is annotated as myc box-dependent-interacting protein 1. Gene Ontology annotation, molecular function: protein binding; phospholipid binding. Lineage: Eukaryota; Metazoa; Arthropoda; Insecta; Lepidoptera; Noctuidae. The record is from RefSeq and is a predicted model, not a curated record. Bases 143 to 1615 code for a protein of 490 amino acids. The transcript has 10 exons. Gene Ontology annotation, cellular component: plasma membrane; cytoplasm.
UUUCUCUCAUUCGCGGCAGUACAAUACGGCGAUAGCACGCAUUUGGAUUUUGACGUGUGACAGCAAACAGCUGCGGCCAAAUUCGGUUGCAGAUUGAUAGUGUAUUGAAAUAUAGACGUUUUGUAAUGAAACAGUGAUUGAAAUGGCUGAAAGUAAAGGUGCGUUGAUCGCGAAAACAGUGCAAAAACAUGCCGGACGGGCAAAGGAAAAGCUCCUUCAAAACCUGGGCAAGGUAGAUCGGACCCUCGACGACAUAUUCGAAGAACAUCUCCAGAACUUCAACAGGCAGCACCAGCAGGCCACCAGGCUUCAAAAGGAGUUCAACAACUACAUAAGAUGUAUACGAGCGGUGCAAACAGCCUCCAAGACCUUGAUGGAAGCCAUCACGGAGGUGUACGAGAGCGGGUGGUCCGGCCACGACCUGCUGUACGUGCAGGCGCAGAACUUGGAGAUGCUGUGGCAGGACUUCUCGCACAAGCUCGGCGAUCAAGUGCUCAUACCGCUCAACACCUACACCAACCAGUUCCCUGAAGUCAGGAAAAAGAUCGAGAAACGUGGUCGCAAGUUGGUGGACUACGACAGUCAAAGGCACAGCUUCCAAAAUUUGCAAUCGAACGCGGCGAAGAGAAGGGACGACGUUAAGGUUACUAAAGGCAGGGAACAGCUAGAGGAAGCCAAACGCACAUACGAAGUGCUAAACUCUGAGCUCCACGACGAACUACCGGCUUUGUACGACUCCCGAGUGCUAUUCUACGUCAAUAAUCUACAAACACUGUUUUCGGCUGAGCAACUGUUUCAUUCUGAGAGUCACAAGGUAUACGGCGAGCUGGAAGCGAUCACAGACAAGUUGGCCAACGAGUGCCAGCGCGGCUCGUACAGCAAGAAGCCCGUCAGCAACAACAUCGCGGCGGCCGCCGCGCCCGCCGCCAACACGCACAACGGGAAGGCGGACCACUGCGACACCGUGCAGACGCCGGUCGCGGCGCGCGGGCCGCCGCCCGGCCUGCCCGCCGUCAACGGCGCCGCCUCCCCGCCCUCGCCCGGCGCCCCGCCCUCGCCCGCGGCCACGCCCUCUCCCUUCGGCGAGGAGCGCGACUCGCCCGAGCGCGACUCGGCCCCGCCCCCCGACCCCGCCCCGCCCGCGCCCGCCAAGCGCGAGGACAAGCCCGCCGCGCCCAGACCCAACAACAACAACAACAUCGCCGACGACAAGGACCUGCCCGACAAGAAGGUCGAGGAGCUCUACGACAUACCCGUCGGAUCGCCUGUACCGCCGGAGAAGUCAAAUAAUAACUCGGAGGAAAAGAGACAAGUAGAUGUAGUUGAUGGAGCGAAAGACGAGAAAGGAAAUGAGAACAACAAGAGCGAAGAAGUGUACGACAUACCCGUCGGGGCCACGCUGAGCAACCUGCCGGCGGGCGCGCUGUACCGCGUGCGCGCCACGUACCGCUACACGCGCGAGGACGAGGACGAGCUCAGCUUCGACGUGGGCGAGCUCAUCCGCGUCGUCGAGUACGACGACCCCGACGAGCAGGAGGAAGGCUGGCUGAUGGGCAUAAAAGAAUCGACCAAUGAGAAGGGAAUGUUCCCCGCGAACUUCACGCGGCCAAUAUGAAGCCCUCGCCGGCGACCCGAGGCAGCCGAGAGUGUGACGUCAUGACGUGCUAACUCAUAUCAAUGUAGGUAUAUACCGGGCUCCACGAACUUUCUUCUACAGUACGAUUUUGAUUUUAUUAUAAUCAUUAAUCAACAUUUCGUUUUAUCUAGAUAACGAUACAAAAACUAUGUUUAUAACUUAGUAUAGUUGUUGAAUGUUAAUAGAUUAUAUAUUAUUUAUUAUUUUGUGUUGUAUUACAACGAAUUUUGAUAAAUCGUAACCCUUUAACAGCGUUUGUAUAUACAAUUUAUGAGUAAUUUCGUAUCAUCAUUUAGUCACUGUUCGGUAUAGGGUUAACAUUUCUUUGUCUUAUAUUCCAUGUCGCAAGGAAACACUGAGAACGUCAAUAAAGUUAUAUGUUACGUUGUUAUGGUCUUGAUAUUAUAAUAAUAUAUUAAUAUCAGAUUAAUAUUGCAUGUGAGGCUCGACCCUCAAGUGUUUCCUUACCAACAAUUCUGUAACAAUAUUUAUGACAAUAAUCUAAAUGAUUAUUAAAUUGUAUAAUAAUAAAUAAAAAUCAAAAUUGCUCAUAUAAUAAAUAUUUUAUAUUUAAAGUGACCUUAAAAUUGAGUAUAUAAAUUAUAAAUGAUUGACGAACAAUUCGGAUUAGUAUUUCAAUUAUCAAAUAUGUAUUCAGUAUUAUUUUAUUAUUUAUCUUUAUAUUUAUUUGGCAUAAUUAUGUCUUCUUGAUCAUUGAAAUUUAAUUAUUAAAAAUAUUGAAUUGUUUUGAAUUUUAAAUUAAUGCUACUUCGAAUUAUUCAAAAGCAUUAAAUUAUUAUUACAAUUUCUAUUAAAUUAUUUGAGAUUAUAUUAUUAAGUAUUUGUAGCAUUUUCAAGCAGCUUUUAUUUCAUUCACUGUUCAUUAAUCUGUCAUUAUUAUUACAUUUCCGAUGCGCAUUUCAUUCUAAUUUCGUUAUUGCAUUUUCAAAUCAAAGUCUUAACAUUUAAUCAUUUUAAAAAGUUAAGUUUUAAUGUAUAUAAAAUUGAUUUUACCUUUUUUGUUGAUCCCAUAUUAUCUUAUUGUUAAUAUAACAUAGGGACUAAAUCAAUCGAAUAUUAUAGAUUUUGAAUAAACUACUUUUUGUUUAAGUAGAUUUAUAUUUUUUGUUAAAUUUAACUGUAUUAGAAGCAGAUACUAACUAUGUAACAGUAAGCUUGUGAGUUACAACAAAACAUUGUUUUCGAACUGAAGAUGUUUAUUAAAACAAAUUUGAAUGCUGCCAUUAUAUUACUAUUAUUAAUUCGCUCAAAUUUGUAAAAAGUAAUAAAAGUGUGUGUCAAAAUUACAACUUGAUGCUGUUAUUUAUUUCUUCUAAAUGUCUUCAGGUUGAAAUGAAAUGAUACCGGACUAUUUGUACCCAGAACAAACAUUGAUAUUAACGCCUGUGUCAAAUGAGGUGCUUUGAAAGUGUACAUAAUUUAUAAUUUAUGUAUUUUACAUUUUAAUCCCAUAUUUUUAGAAUAAGAUGGUUUGAAUUGUGUUCCAUUUUGAAAAUCAACUUCCCAGAAUGUUUCCUGUUGCCAACAUUAUAAAAAAAUAGUUAGGCAACACUGACGAUUAAAACGUUUAUCAUUUUAACUUUUGUGAGAAAGGAACCUCUGAUAAGUCGUGCCCCUUCUGUGUGAAAUUUAUUAUUGUAAAUUAGUUUACUUGCAAUGUUGUUAUUGUGACGGGCCACUUUACGUAUUGCCAGCAUUUACAGCUGCUUAAAUAAUGUAGCUCCGCCUUUUUGUCGAUCAUAGAACAAUCAAAUUUUAUACAAUUUUUGAAAGACCUAUUGACCUUAUCAGAUUUUAAUAUCAAUUUUACGAACGACUGAAGUUUUUGUAGACAAGUGUUGAAAUGUUGCGAUGUUGUGUAGGAGUACAACCCGACAUGUUGAAAGUUGUGGCUUUAUCGUCAGUGCCAUGCAAUGUCCAUAUGUAAUGUUAAUUUAUAAGUUUGUUAGGACUUGUACAGUUUUUACAAGUGGAAAAUAAAAUAUUUCGAAAA